Molecule: messenger RNA, 1575 nt
Organism: Stylonychia lemnae
Lineage: Eukaryota; Ciliophora; Spirotrichea; Sporadotrichida; Oxytrichidae
Source: the annotation of a GenBank genome assembly
AUGGAAAGUAUAGAUUCGAUUUAAAGAUAGAAAAUUGGACUUCAUAUUGAUGGAUCUUAAACAGACUCAGAAAUCUAUCCAAUUAGAGCUAGAUAUUGUACUGAACUAUUAACUUUAAUGAUUGCUUAAAAUGGAAUCACAUAUUUUGCUGCAGCAUUUGUUAAUACUUGGUAAUUAAGCUUUUAAAGUGUGAAAAAAGUAGAAGGCCAAACAUAUUUGUAUAAUCACUUCGUUUUGGCUAUUUAAAAUGUUCCUGCAGCAAGUAUUGAGGGUUCGUUUUUAUACUGGGCAUAGCCUCUUUUAAAUGAUGGAACCUUCAAUGUUUUCAAAAUUAGCUUUUGGCCUAUUGAUAUUGCAUAGGUAUUUAGCUAUUAGAAUGACUAAUUUCUGGCAUCUUAAAACAACUAUAUAGCAUCAUUGACUAUUUCUCAGUAUUCAGCUUCUUUGAAUCGUAUGUUUUACUGUUUGAAUCUGGAAAGCCAUUCAAUAACUUAUACUAAAUAUUCUCACAUUGUGUAUGAUUUGGAAUAAUCUGGAAUUCAAAAAUAAUGGGAGUACUAUGACCCCACUUAUCUAAUAUACUGCGAUGAUAUUCAUCAUAAUCUAACGACAAACACUCUAUUCGUUGUUUUUUAAAGCUAUGACUUUGAUAUUGAUGCAGCAUUUCUUAGCACUAUAUUCAUUAACCUAAAUGAUUACAACGCAAAGCAAGAUUAAAACCUUACUAUUUAAGAUUCACUCUUGAUGUUAGCUUACCCUUCACAAAAUUGUGAUUAUUUUGACUUUAAAGAGCAAGCCUACAGUUUUAACUCAAUUACAAGUUCGUUUACUAUCUUAGAUGAUUUAGUUUCAACAAUGAUGGUAAUGCCUUCUCCAAGCGUUCUGGAAUACGCAAGUAUUACAUCAGGUGCAAAUCCUGAGUCACUGUUAAUAACUGAUUUUCCAAAGUGUCCUAUAAAAAAUUACAAACCAAUCAUUGUAACUUCAUUAUAACCUUAGGUCUUUUAUCAAUACUUGGACAACAAAGUUAGAUUUUUUCAACUAAAUUAAUGGGCUUAAAUUUCUCCUUGUAACUCCUACUAUUUCACCUACUAACUUUUUAAUGUUGAUUACUCAAGAAGUUUUUCCGGGAAAGGUUCUAUUUCUCCUAAGUUGAACAAAAUGACAAUAAACCCUUUUCAAACUACAGAUACAGCAUCUUUUGGUAACUACUGGGGCUCUUAAAGAGGUUAUCUUUAAGAUGGAACAGCUAAAACAUAGACGUUCUAGAUUACUAUAAAUUUUCCUCCUUCAGCUGCAAACUCACCUAUGAAUCCAAUAUAUACUGCUCCAUACUUUACUGAAGAAAUAAAGAAUUUCACAGUUUUCUAUGAUCAAAUUCUUGUAUACAAAUUACCUAAUGUCGUUGAUGAUGAAAAUGAUCCUUACAAAAUAAAUUUAUACACAUAAAUGGAAUGGGAAAAACUCUAUUCACUUGAUAACAGGAUGGUAUCUUUCUUAAUAUUCAAUGUCUCAGUAAAAGUUUAUUACUUUGCUCUAGAAUUACAAGAAAAGACUAUCUAUAACUUGACAUGA